AUGGGCUCUUGUAAACACAAGUGCAAACUUAGGUGCUCUGAAGCUAAAAAGCCGCAUUGCAUGAAGGACUGCCAUCACUGCUGCAAGAAAUGCCACUGUGUGCCUUCGGGGAAGUCUGGGAACACAGAUGAGUGCCCAUGCUACAGAAACGAAAAGAACAAAAGGGGCGAGCCAAGGUGCCCUUAA
Messenger RNA from Ilex paraguariensis (yerba mate), 186 nucleotides. The record is from the annotation of a GenBank genome assembly. Lineage: Eukaryota; Viridiplantae; Streptophyta; Magnoliopsida; Aquifoliales; Aquifoliaceae.